This is a messenger RNA of Aedes albopictus (Asian tiger mosquito), 2215 nucleotides long. RefSeq lists its product as uncharacterized. Lineage: Eukaryota; Metazoa; Arthropoda; Insecta; Diptera; Culicidae. The coding region runs from base 875 to 2215 and encodes 446 amino acids. The transcript has 3 exons. The record is from RefSeq and is a predicted model, not a curated record.
UGUUAGAUAUACAGUUAUGGACAUCCCUAGGCUCUACCCACGAUGUUCAGGUAUCCGCCUAUCGUGGACUAGAUGCUGACAAAGCAGUAUCACCCUUGGAGACACUGAGCAUAACCCCCAUACCAGAAUACCCUUUGGACUCCGAGCAUAUUGAUGGCACGAUAAAUCGAUACCGGCGCACAGUAACACCGACCAUCCAACGCAACCCAGAACAACCAGGCCAGUUGCCAUCCGGUGAACUUUUGCUGACAUCGAGAAAGCAUCGAACUCAAUCGGAGGACACAGGUGUGCCCUCGGUCUGGUCUGGCUCGAUCAGGCAGUCGGAAGUGAACGUCUGAAUCGAUAGGUCUAAUAGAAACGAAGUAAUCAGUUGAAAGCCCUUCUGGCCCAGAAUAAGUGUUAGGAAGUGUGAAAUGUAAAAUUAUAAAUAAGAAUAUAAUAAAAGUGAUGGGAUUAGUGUUAAUUGGUGAAACAAGUAGUUUUUUAAAAACCUUAAUGUGAAGUCCCGUCCAUUUUUGGCGCAGUCGUACGGAACACUCUACGUGCAGUGCUAGUUUUUGGAAGACAAUCUAGUGACAAAACCCGAUCCGUGGUAAUUGGACAGUAGUGCGAAAACCGAAAAUUAGUGUCGAAUUGACGACAUCGGACGUGCCGGUAACCAAGGACUAAAAGUGUAACUGACUUGCGCAGGAUUCAGCAUUAAGUAGACGCUUAGCCCAACCCGUGGCGAAGCAAGAAACUAGUGACUAUCUCCAGCGAUCAUCAGGAACCAGGCUCUUGGAAACCAUCCCUCAACCCGUAGGUGAUUUGCGCCGCCCGACACGAAAACUGCAUCGGUGGGUUUCAACCCUUUAAGAGUGUCGAACCCUCGAAGAUGACACACAAACACCCGAUACUUUUUUGUCUUACAAUUAUGAUGUUUUUCAAUCCUAUUUACUCUGCUUACUUGGAAAUCCUUGAACUUAAUGAAAAUCCCGGUAUAGUUGCGUUCAAGACUAAUUCAGUCUUUAUAAAAGAAGGAUCUCACACACUAUUCCAUAGAUUUAAUUUAUUUUCCUUUACCGUCGUUCUCAAGCAGUAUGAAUCCAUUAUUUUGAACAUUGAAGAAAACCCAAAGAUAGCAGAACUAGUUAAAAUUCUUAAACAAAAGCAGAGUCAGGCUUAUUUUAUCCUUGAAAAUUUAACCGCUAGAAGUAGAAAAACAAAACGAUCUCUUAAUUUUCUUGGGUCUACCUUAAAAAUGAUUACAGGGAAUCUCGAUAAUGAAGAUUUGUUAAAAAUAGAAAACCAACUUGAAAUUCUUAAAAAUUCAAAUAACCUUUUAGUAACAGAGAAUAAUGAACAAAUUCAAAUUAAUAAAUUGUUUGAGGAAAGGAUUAACAAUAUUACUAAACAAGCUUAUAGACAGUCUAGGGAAAUAAAUAGCAUCAUUAAACAGACAAGACUGAGCUUAGACAGACCUGUCGAAUGGGAACAUCUCCUGCACCUACACAACAUCAUCUUCAACAUCGACAUGAUCAACCAGCAGCUGUCUACAAUUUUCGAGGCCAUUCAGUUGUCCAAGUUGGGUUUAAUUUCAAAGGCUUUCUUACAACCAUCAGAGCUAGAAUUUGCAACGAAUCUGUUGGAGUCACAAGGCGUUGUGAUUAACAGCUAUGACCAAGUUUAUGAGUUUUUGGAACCCAUAGCAUUCCACAAUAACUCAGACAUAAUCCUACUCAUAAAAAUUCCUAAAUUCAGGCAAGGAGAAUUUGUGCAACUCCAAAUAGAAGCCAUUCCACGACAGUUUAAAAUCAUACCGAUAAAUGCAACAAAAGCCAUUGUUGGUAACAAUGAGUUUUACCUAAUUUCCCAUCCAUGCAUGAACAUCGAGCAUAGCAUCAUCUGCGACGUCCAGAACUUGUAUAACACUUCAAAUGACGGAUGCUUACAUGAGUUACUAAGAGGAAAUACGGGUAACUGUACCUUCAUUAGAUCUCCAAUGAAACCUGACACAAAGGAAAUCGAGAAUCUCGGACUGUUAGUUAAAAUCUCUGUUGAUCCGACUUCGAUGCAAAAUAUAACACCGACCAUCCAACGCAACCCAGAACAACCAGGCCAGUUGCCAUCCGGUGAACUUUUGCUGACAUCGAGAAAGCAUCGAACUCAAUCGGAGGACACAGGUGUGCCCUCGGUCUGGUCUGGCUCGAUCAGGCAGUCGGAAGUGAACGUCUGA